AUGAACGUGCGGUUGCCCAAGACUGUGAAAAAACUAUAUACGCUGGUGGAGAAAUUUGCCCAGAUGGAAGAAGGAAGGAAGUUGCCCAGAGAGAAAGAUUGCAUUAAUGUUGAUUCAGAAGAUGAGGAUGAAUCAGCUAGUCAGAAAAAGGGGAAGAAGCGCAAUAAGAAGCCGAGGGAUAAGGCAGUAGUGACUGUGGAAGGAUCGGGCAUGCCUACUACCGGCAAGAAGGCCAAGGUUGAGGCCCCGGGCAAGGAAGCUGCCGCGUGCGCUGCCUGCCGGGAAGCCGCUGUCGCCGAACAAGUUGGGAAAGGCGAUGGGCCGUACUACAAGAUCCACCGGACCAAAGGCCAUGACCUUCAGGAGUGUUAUCAGGUUGAGCAGCUUGCGAAGAAACAGAGGGCAGAGUAUGAUAAGCGUGAUAAGGAAAAAGGUCAGAAUGUUGCAGGCGCCCCCGCGCCGCUGGCCCGCCAGGCCCGGGACGGGCCCCCGAGCCCGGCCGCGCCUCCGCCGCCCGCGCGCUCCUCCGCCGCCCGCCUUCCCCGUCGCCGGAGCGCCGGCGCCCCGCUCCGCCGCCCGCCGGACUCGCCGGCUCCACCUCCCGCGCCGUACGCCGCCGCCUCGCCGCGGAUCCGGCGAGCCGCCACCCGGAUCCGGCCGGCCCCGACUCCCCGCGCCUCCCACCUCGCGCCCUCACCUCCGGCUGCCGCCUCCUCGCCGGAGAAGCCCGCCGGCGGCCGCCCCGUCCUAGAUCCGGCCGGGUGGGAUGAGAUCCACCCGGUCCCGAACCAAACGCUGCGCCCGUCCCGGAUCUCCUCGUCCCGGGACCGUCCCGUCCCUUUACCCGUGAGUGUUAUGGACAAACCCAUCAAGAAGCUGAAAGUUAAUAAACCAGCCAAAGAUCCCAAGGUUGCUGACCCGGAGAAACAGACAAUGUCUAAGUCUUUUCACCAAACUUCUGAAGCAGCCAUGGAUGAUCCGCCGCCAGAAGAGCGCCCUGUCACCAUGGCAUCCAUGAAUGUUGACCCAGAGAAUGCUAAACCGCCCAGUCCCGCUCAGCCGGCUCAAGAAACUAGAGACUUUAGUGCUCAAGAGAUUCAUUCAGGAUAUCUAAACCGCCUUCACUCAAGCUGUGACUUUGAGGCCGGCAUGGUCAACCUCAUGAAGGAGCGUUUUGAGGCUGAAUUGAACAUGAAAGAAUCUCAAGUGGUGGAUCUGAGGCAAAAUAUCCAAUCCCAACAAGCAGAAACUUCAAUGGCCAAGGAAGAACUGACAACCUCCUUAGAAAAUAUUGAGAAGUUGAAAAAAGAUUUUAGCACUGAGAGAACCAGCUGGGACUCCGAGAAAGCGGCUCUAUUGAAAAGAGCAGAAGAUGCCAAAGUUGCCCUUAAACCGGCUCUAGAAGCUCCAAGCUAG
Messenger RNA from Aegilops tauschii subsp. strangulata, 1416 nucleotides. NCBI's taxonomy places the organism in Eukaryota, Viridiplantae, Streptophyta, Magnoliopsida, Poales, Poaceae. The record is from RefSeq and is a predicted model, not a curated record.